Molecule: messenger RNA, 864 nt
Organism: Olea europaea var. sylvestris
Lineage: Eukaryota; Viridiplantae; Streptophyta; Magnoliopsida; Lamiales; Oleaceae
Product: protein SIEVE ELEMENT OCCLUSION B-like
Exons: 5
Coding region: 1-864 (287 amino acids)
Biological process (GO): phloem development
Source: RefSeq, a predicted model, not a curated record
AUGGAUAUACUAAGAAAUAUGUAUAAAGAUGAGCGAGACAUGUUUCACAUGAAAAUAUUCAAAAUGUCCCAAAAUCUUGAUAAAGCUCAAUCUUUCACCGUGAAAGGCAUUAUUAUCUUAAACGUUAUUCUUAGCAUUAGUUUCAUGAAUAUAAUUUGCAAAUGUGGCGCUGGAGGACAAGCACAUUCAGUAGCCAUUGGACUCCUUGAGACACUGUCAAACUACGGGUGGGAUGCCAAGGCGGUCAUUACGUUUGCUGCUUUUUCUGUCAGCUACGGUGAAUUUGGGUUGGUUGAGAACCUUCGCGUGAUGAAUCCGCUUGCCAGGGAUAUUGCAGCUCUGAAGGAUAUACCAGAAACAAUGGAGCAGAAAGAAGAAAUGAAAAAGAAGUUUCAAGCUAUUGUCAAUCUUUUACGCGCUGUACUGAACGUGACUCACAUCAUUAUAAAGUUCAAGGAGCUCCCCACUCAAUAUGUGAACAGGGAUUCACCAGAAAUGAAAACUGCAACAGUUCACAUUCCGACGGCUAUUUAUUGGAUCAUAAGGGGCAUUUUGGCUUGUGCUUCAGUACUUCUGAACCUUAUUGGCAGUGGUCAUGAGUUCAUUACCUCAACUGCUGAGUCCUGGGAGUUAUUAAGUCUAGCUAGUAAGCUCUCCCACAUGUCUGAGCACCUGCAAGAUCAACUGAACAAAUUGAAUGAUUUUAUUGAUAGACAGUACCAAAAAAGGGAAUUUGAUGACAUGGUUAGUGCCUUCAAGGCAUCUCAUAUCGACAACAUGAAGAUAUUGAAGAUGAUUAUUCGUGCCGGAGAAAAUCAAAUGCCGAUCUUUGAUGGGACUAGAUGGAUAAAUGUUGUCUCCUAA